UGAAGGCUCUGCCUUCUCCGAACAAAACGUUUUCUAACCUUAAAAUUCCGGUGGGGUAGCUCUGUUGUUGUGUACACACGUGUGACUCGCGUGCGGUCGUAAAGUUUGAUUAUUAUUAAAUUCGCUUGGAGAUAGAGCAAAAUGGGAAAGAAGUCAAUCAGUGAGGCCGACAACUCUGUUGUCUCAGAAGGGGAAAAAGAAAAUGGUCUUAGCUAUGAAGAGAAGUUGAACUUCUCAAAUGCGAUAGCCAAACCAAUGGCCUCAAAGAAGUUGUGUAAGAAGCUGUACAAAGUUAUCAAGAAAGCCUCAAAACACAAAACCUACCUCAGGAAUGGCCUCAAAGAUGUUCAAGCAAGAAUUCGUAAAGGAGAAACUGGGCUGGUUGUCUUUGCCGGAGAUGUUUCACCCAUAGAAAUUAUGUGCCACAUGCCCGCAGUCUGUGAAGACAAGGAUAUUCCCUACUGCUAUACCCCAGCUCGUGCUGAUCUUGGUGCUGCUAUGGGAGUGAAUAGAGCUUCAGUUAUGAUCCUAGUUCGUCCUCAUGAUGAUUAUAAAGAGCUUUAUGAUGAGUGUGCAGAGGAAAUGAAGCAUCUUCCUCAUCCUCUUUAGUUUAAUGUUAUUAUAUGCUAGUUUUAAGGUGUGGCAAUUAAAGCUGUUUUUCCAUGGAUGAGUCUUCUGGAGUUUAAUUAGAUUUAAUUCUGUAGUGUGGUUCAUUGUGCACUGCACAGUGUAUUGGAUAAAGGAAAAUUAAUUUAUAACAAGGAAUUUUUUUCAACAAUUUUAUUUUGUAUCAAUUAUUAUAAUUUUGACUAUUGGGUUGGAGUACCUGAAAUAAAAGGUAAAAAAUUAA
Molecule: messenger RNA, 850 nt
Organism: Thrips palmi
Lineage: Eukaryota; Metazoa; Arthropoda; Insecta; Thysanoptera; Thripidae
Gene: NHP2
Product: H/ACA ribonucleoprotein complex subunit 2-like protein
Exons: 3
Coding region: 142-609 (155 amino acids)
Biological process (GO): snRNA pseudouridine synthesis; rRNA pseudouridine synthesis
Cellular component (GO): box H/ACA snoRNP complex
Molecular function (GO): box H/ACA snoRNA binding
Source: RefSeq, a predicted model, not a curated record